Molecule: messenger RNA, 4206 nt
Organism: Blepharisma stoltei
Lineage: Eukaryota; Ciliophora; Heterotrichea; Heterotrichida; Blepharismidae
Source: the annotation of a GenBank genome assembly
AUGAAUACAGAUUUGAACAGAUAUUCAAGACAAAUCAUUACCCAUGGUCUUGAAACUCAACAGAAAAUAUAUACUUUUAAAGAAAUUGAAUUUUUUAUUAAUAUGCUCAUAAAAAUCGUAUAUUUAUUUAAGAAAUUAUAUUUGGUUUGAAGGUUCUUAUCUCAGGACUAAGAGGUCUAGGAGUAGAAGUCGCCAAAAAUUUACUAAUGACAGGCGUUUCUACAAUCACUCUUCAUGAUGACACAAAAAUCACUCUAAAUGAUCUAUCAUCCAAUUUUCUUAUAAAAGAGUCUGAUAUUGGAGGAAACAGAGCAGAAGCAAUAAUCACAAAACUUUCUAAUUAUCAUCCCCAAGCAAAACUUGCUAUCCAUAAAGGAAAUCUAACCAAAGAAAUUAUUUGAAAUCAUGAUAUUGUUUUUAUUAGUGAAAGCGAUUUAAAUACCUUACGAAAUAUCGAUAAUAUAUGCAGAGAAAUUUCCCCACAAGUCGGUUUUGUCUCAGGAGAAGCUUGGGGAGCUUCUGGUCACAUUUUUGUAGAUUUUGGGAACAAUUUUUUGGUUAGGGAGAAAUAUGAGAAAAAAUCGCAUGCAUUUUCUAUAGCAAAUAUUUCUUGGUCGAAUCCAUGCAAAAUUACAUUGAGUAGCAAUGUAAAGAAAAGCACCUUGAGGAAUGGGGAUUUUGUGGUGUUUAAAGAUAUUGAAGGAAUGGAUCAUUUAAAUGAUGGUAAGCCUAGGAAGAUUAAAAAACAGUCAUAUUUAACCUUUACCAUAGAUGAAGAUACAAGCCAAUAUCCCGCUUAUCAAGGAUAUGGAAUUGUGGAGCCAUUUUCUGUGGAAACUGAAGUGUCAUUCAAAUCUUUAAGUGAGUCUAUUGAUUUCAUCAACUGUGAAGAUAUCGCUAGAGUGGGAUGGGAUGAAGAAAGAGCUCAGCAAUUAAACUUGGCUUAUAUCGCAAUUAGAAAAUUUCAAGAAAUCCAUAAUGAACUUCCAGAAAUUAACAAUAAAAAUCAUAUAAAUGAGUGCUUAGCUUUUGCAUAUGAACUUAAAAAUUUAUCAACAUACACAUUUGAAAAUGUUGAUCAAGACAUUAUUUGCAAAGUUGCGAAAUAUGCUAGAUGCUCUAUAAGUCCAAUAGUUUCUAUUUUAGGAGGAACUGCUGCACAAGAGAUUAUUAAAUUUACUGGUAAAUGGUCUCCUAUUCAUCAAUGGUGGCAUAUAGAUUUUUUUGAUGUUUAAAAACCUAUAAAAUUAAAAUGAGGAGAAUUCACUUUGUUUAUUCCUAUAUCUCACCCAACUUUUAUUAUUAUAGGAGUAGGCUUUUAAACGUGCACUUCUGUAUGAAAGGGAAGCAAUGACAAAGCUUUUCUUACUUCGCAUCCUUCGUGCAUCGUGUCUUACCUCUUCCACUGCCCUAUAAAGGUAGGAGCAUUAGACCUAGGUGCUGGAGGAAAUUCGGAUAGAGCGAGGCAGCGUGCCAAGCCACUAGUGUCAUGGGCUCUCAAAUGGCUUUAAGGGAGUUAAAAGGGCGUACGAACAAUCAGGGCUAGCAACCAAAUCGAUGGAAAAAUUGAUCUUAUGGUCGGCCAAACUAAAGCUCAAGUUAAAUUAAGUAUCUAGCCUAACUCUAAGUCUAAGAUAUUUUAAAACCUGAUCAUGAAAACCCUGCAUUCUCAAGAUACCAUGAUACUGAGUAUAUGAUAGGCAAAGAAACUUCUACAAAAUUAUCAUCUUUAAAUCUUUUUUUGGUAGGAGCAGGAUCAGUAGGGAAUGAAUUUUUGAAAAAUUGUGCGCUAUUAGGUAUUUCUUGUGGGGAUAAUGGACAUAUUACUAUUAGUGAUGAUGAUUCUAUAGAAUGAUCCAAAUUUAAGCAAGUUUAGGUUUAGGCUGACAUUUCGAGGUGGCAAGACCAUUUUGUUGCUGGGUCAAAGCUCACCAUACUAGGACUUAAGGCCAUUAUUCCCACCGCGAAUGAUAUCAAGGCGGCUUAUUUUUUCUCAUUUCAUGCCAUUUCUUGUCCAAAACCCCGUCUUUCGGUGCGAUUAAACCCAAUUAACUUGCAUCUCCUCCGUUGGAAUGUGAUGAACUGUAGACUUGCUUCUAUCUUGCCGUAGACGAUUCCACCUCUCUGGCGACUUUGAAUCGCUCAGAGACUUGGGUAGCUUGCACAACCUAAUCUUCUUUCCACGCGCUUUGAUGUUAGUCCUAUUCGCCAUCCAUCCUAUCCCAGGAGCUCAAGACCAGUUGACCCGAUCGUAGGGUCUGGCAUGAGGAAAAGUUUCUCGACUGACCUGGGUAGAAAAAUUAAUCUAAAUAAAAGCUCAGGGUCGGUCAAGCUACUCAGACUAUGUCCAUAUUUUUUCCUAAUCCAAUUUAAGCAACCAUACGCUUUUCAAUGAGUUUGAUGUAGGAAAAUUGAAAGCAGCGACUAUUGAACGCAAGACAAAAGAGAUAAAUUCCGAUAUUAAAUUGGAUUUAAAAAAUUGGAAGGUUACUGAGAAGACAGAAGAAUAUUUUAAUGAUGAAUUUUGGGAAAAUCAAGAUAUCGUUGUUGCAGCCGUUGACAGCACAGAAUCAAGAUUAAGUGUCGAUAGUAAAUGUUUGUGGUAUAAAAGACCAGUGAUAAUGAAUAGAGUGCACGGCAUAGAAGUAUACUCUAAGACUAUUUUACCUUAUCUUACUAUUCCCUAUAAUGAUCAUCCUCAUAAAGAAGAAUCUAUUCCAAACGAAUUUCUUAUUAAAUAUUCUCCUCAUAGUAUAAACAACUGCAUUGAAUGGGCAAAACUAAAAGUUAUUAAUCUCUUCAUUAACUUGCCAAGAGAAUUCAAUGAAAUGCAAUCGAGUUUAAUAUACGAUGAGCAAAAGCAAGAGCAAUUUGGGUGCAGGCCAAUGAUCGCGCACUUUUAAUAGUGUGCAUUUCAUCGAAGAAAAUUUUUAAAUAGUGUACCAUUUGCGAAAUUUAACAGCUUUUUCGGUCAAAUGUCUCACUAUCAAAAAUGAUUUUCCCCUAGGAAAUACCUCAUUAUCAAAAACUCACGGUCAUUUGACACGGAGCAAGCAAUUUGACUUUUUGCAAAAAAUUUCAAAAUUUUCGACAUAUGAUGAAUGUGUUUUAGAAGCCAGAAAAAAUUUCCAUGAUAUAAUUAAUGGAGAAAUAAAUGAAUUAUUGGCUGCUUACCCUUCUGAUUCUGAAGGCUUUAGAGAAUUACACUUAAGAAGAAAGAUUUCACCAUGCGAAUUUAAUAUUGAUGAUGAAGAACAUAUAGAAUAUAUUAUAAAUUUUUCUAAUUUGCUUGCAUUUACAGUUGGCUUGGACCAAAAUCAUGACAAAAACUAUACUAGACAAAUUUUAUGUAAUUAUGAUAGUCUAGCAAUCGAAAAUGAUAUUUCUGAUCCUCAACAAAAGCUCCUAAAUUUUUCAAGUAUCGAUAAUAAUGAAGGCUGUAAUCUCUAUAUUGAUCUGAUUCAUUCAAUGUCAACUAUAAGAGCCAAAAUGUUUAAAAUUAAUAAGAUCCAUAAGAUCGAAACCCGUAUGAAGAUAUUGAGGACCGAAGCUUCAAUAAUAACGUCAACUUCAUUGAUUGCUGGAAUUGUUAGCAUUGAACUUAUCAAAUAUGUGCAAGGUUUAGGAUAUGAAGGUGCUUAUGAUUCAAUUUCUAACUUAUCAUCGUCAAUUAUGUGGCUAAUUAAGCCGACUCCUUCAACAAUGGAGAACUUGCAAAAAAUGCAAAAAUCAAGUGUUUUUUUGCUUAAAAUUAAAUAUAAUUUUGGCAAAAUUUUUUUCGAAAAAGUAUUUGUUUUUUGUUGCAUUUUUGCGGUUUUUGAAUCAUUUUUACAAUUUCUCCCUUCAACAAUAUAUGGAACAGUUCCUUUAGAUGAAAAUACAAAUUCCCCAGUUUGCAUAUAUAACGACAAAUUCAACAGAUGGGAUAAUAUUAACAUUGAAGGGGUACUUAAUUUGGAAGAUUUUAUAAAAAUUUUAAUUGAGAAGCACGAUGUUUUUCCUGUUAAGCUACUGUAUAAGGGAGUUGAAUUUUAUAAUAGCAACUUAAUCAUCGAAGAAAAUCAACUAAUUCCUGUACAAGAAUUAAUUGAAAAGCUCUGCAAUGUCGAUAUUUCACUUAAAAAAUCAUUAGAAAUCGAACUCAAAGGUAAAACACUUGACGGAAAAGAUUUAAUAACUCCUACAAUUAAAUAUAAAUUUAAGUAA